Saccoglossus kowalevskii is the source of this 1457-nucleotide messenger RNA. RefSeq lists its product as uncharacterized. Gene Ontology annotation, molecular function: protein binding. Gene Ontology annotation, biological process: signal transduction. The record is from RefSeq and is a predicted model, not a curated record. NCBI's taxonomy places the organism in Eukaryota, Metazoa, Hemichordata, Enteropneusta, Harrimaniidae.
AUCAUCAAGCUCUAUCAUAUAUCAUACUAAUAUUUCGACCUAUGUUGUCUUUCAGACGACGAGUUCGACGACUUAACGAGAAAGAAAGUGCAUUUUGACGAAGAAUUUGUUAAGAGGUCAUUAGGUGAUAUGAGAAUUCACGUUACUGUCGAUACGGUUGAGUUUUCACCCAUCCCUCGUCAGUCGGAGGAGCAGGUUACUGCGUCAUUUCUGAGUAAACUGCUCAACGACAGGGAGACUUCAGCACCAACGAGAUACGCCGUGGAAGGAAUACAUCCGGGACUUUCUGUCGAUGACGUCAUCAAAAUACGUAAAGACUGUGCCACUUUCGUGGUCAGCUGUCGGACUCUGAGUGCUGUGGACACCCUGUGGGAAAGAUACCAAGACUGUGAUCGUCUACUGAAACUAAUGCAAAAGACCCUGGUAACAGAUUCAUUAUUGAAGGAAGUCAUUGCCAAGGACAUCACAAUACAGAUACAAAUGGACGAAGAUGAGUAUCACAUUUGUCGCGAGGAACUUUUAGCUGCCGCCGCAGCUGGUUUGAAUAUUCCAAUGUCCUAUGGAGGCCCGAAGAAGGAAGUUAUGGAGCAACUAAGAAAACAGAGCGACAAGUACAAGGUGCAGCUCAACGAAACUAUCACAGAGUACCACAAAUUCGAGAUGAACAUGACCAACUUUGUGUCUGCCUUGAAACGAAUCAAACCAACAUCGGUGCAGAAAUUGUCGUCUGUCUUCAUGGUGGACAAGUACUUUGAAAUAUGCUCAUCAAAGACGAGCAACAUGAAACGGGCUUUAGAAUUGUUCAGACAAAAUAUAAACAAUAUGGCUCAUCUCCACGACAAUGUUCGUGACAACGUGCUUGCAAAUAUGUCCAAAAUACGUCCAGAGGUUGAAACAGACUUACAGACUAAGUGCCGACUUAAAGUAGAAGCUCACUUGUCGGAAUGGGAGAGGAUGCUGGAUCCACAUUGCGAUAUAGCACAGAUCGCCAUUCACCAAUCAGCCAAAGAGUGUACACCUACACCCGAUUUGCUUGCUCUGCGCCCGGUACUCAGUUUAAUCCCGACGCUUCUGGAGAUGGCUGGCAAAGUAGACAGGCGUGUGAGCACGUAUAUCCAGGACGACGAUAAUAACAACGUGUAGUUUUUAGUGUCUGUUUGCACUGUAAUACCAUAGUCCAUGGUUUGAGUCAUUCAACUUUGAACUGCGUCUCAGAUAUUUUAUGUUUCGUUCAUUUUACUCUGUCUUCGCUUAAGGUCAACUUCUUAUCGGAUCCAAGUUUAUACAAGUGCAAUGAUGUCCUUUCAUUGGGAAAAUCUGUUAAAACUCUUCAAGACCCAUAAUUAUCGUGUUCAUGCUUUACCCUAACUUACCUGUAUAUCGUGUGCGCUGAAUGCGCUUAGACCCUGCUUACUUCAUACUUCCCUUGAAAGUAAACGAUAUUUCUUGCAUUGUGU